Molecule: messenger RNA, 1844 nt
Organism: Aspergillus pseudonomiae
Lineage: Eukaryota; Fungi; Ascomycota; Eurotiomycetes; Eurotiales; Aspergillaceae
Exons: 4
Biological process (GO): proteolysis
Molecular function (GO): cysteine-type peptidase activity
Source: RefSeq, a predicted model, not a curated record
UAUCUGCAAUCUUAGCAAAUACAAGGAUGGUGUUCCCUCGGAUCUACAUAUCCGAGUCCUUCAAUCGCUUCAACAAGUUCAACCUGAAGCGAGCGCAGAAUCUACCAACCAGAACUAUUGGUCGGAUGGGUCGAUGUGGGUACAGAUACUCAAAAUAAGCGAUUCUCGUCAAGGCCAAAGUACUGUACAGAACAUGCUCGAAUAUAUAGGAGCUUGGGAGUGGUACAAUACUCAGUUGGAGCUUGCGAAGAAAACACUCAGAACUAAAAAGAAUAAAUCAGUAGGGGAGCGCGGUGCGGCGUUGCAUGUAAUGAAUCAAAUACAGAACAGAUGGAUCAGCGGAGUGGGAAUAGUCACUCCGCAUGAAGAUGAGUAUAAUUCUCUGUCAAGAAGUGGCUCUUCCAGUAUAACUGGGGAGGGGAAACAUCUGCAGCGAAAGCGGAUUAACACGCAGCUCUAUCGAGGAAAGAUGUGUACCAAACUCGUGAAAGAACUUGGUCUUGGAAUAUUGUUCGAUCGAAAUAUCUGGGUCUAUGUUAAAUCGAAGAUAGAGCAGCUUGAUACCUUGGUAAAGGAUAUCGAAGCCGAUACUAGAUAUAUGAAGCUGCUCCAGAUUCUCAGUCCACAAGUAGAACAACUUGUGAAGAAUGGGUCACCAAAUCUUCAUAUUUUCUACGAGGACCUAAAAAAGGCAGAACUACUCUCCGAAAACGAGCUCCGUGAACUGGAAGAAUGUUUUGCCUUGGAAGGAGACCCCCUGCCUCAUGGUCAGCUCGAGUCAAAAAUUGAUCGUCUGAUCAAAGAUGUCAAUAUAAAGGUACUGGAUCAGACAAGAUUUGGACGUGAUGAUACGAUUGCAAUCAACGAUGGUAUAGAGAUACCGUGCGAUAUCUUCGACCGACUUCGCCCAGGCAAAUGGCUGAAUAGUUGGACUAUCAAUGCUCUCAUGCAAAUCUCCGAUAAACCUGCUUUUGUUAGGCAUAGUCUAAGUAUCCCGUUGGAUGAAGAGAGUGGCAACGGUAAUUUUCGGCCGAUCAAACGCCCCCUAGGAGCCUGGGCCAAAAAGAUGGCUGGGUUUCGGGAAAAGGCCAGGGAUCCCUCUGGAGUCCUGGCCCCUUUGGUUUUCUUUUGCCCAAUCAACCAUGGAGGGAGACAUUUCUCGUUACUUGAGAUCAAUGACCGGGAGAAGGUUAUACGCCAUUAUGAUUCGAGGGCUAAGACUGCUACCAGACUCCGAAUGGGAGAUAUAAUUAAAAAGCAGUUUGGCGAUUUGAACUUCUCCUACACAGAAGUGCCUACUCCGCAACAGGUCGAUGGCUGGAGUUGCGGAAUCAGGACGGUUUGGAAUUUCCGGCGUUUAUCGAACAAUCUCUCAAUUGGAGCAGGCGAUACCGCGCUGAAUCCAGACCGGAUGAUACUAGAAAUCGUAGAGGGGCUGACAGCCUGCGUGGAGGGUGGCGCGAUGACAAAAUAUGUUCGACGGAGACGCUCAGAGCGAGAGAGGCGACUGGUGACCUGAAACAAAUAACGAUAAGUUAUACCGGAGAUUGAAAAACAGUAAGUGAUGGAAGUGGUGAUUCUCUGAAUACGCUGUUCUCAAUGCAUAAAUGAACAUUCAUUAAGCAAGAGGGAAUUAGCCACCAGCUGAUCAUUAGGGAGGCGUUAUUAUAAUCAGUGACUAGCCUUGGUGACUAAAAAUGUGGCCUCGGCAGUAUUGAAGAUAAUUACUUUCUAUUUUUCAUCCAACAGCGGUGGUUGGAUAGUGCCAAGUCAAGAAGUCAACAAUGAAAUGGACGAAUGUCCAACCUGCGUAUCGAAAUCAAAACGAAGCACGGUGGCGAGAG